Molecule: messenger RNA, 927 nt
Organism: Pelodiscus sinensis (Chinese soft-shelled turtle)
Lineage: Eukaryota; Metazoa; Chordata; Testudines; Trionychidae
Source: RefSeq, a predicted model, not a curated record
GCCCCGCCCGGCCAGCCCCCGGCCAAGGUGGAGCAGCUGCGCAUCAACCAGCAGAUGGAGCACCUGGUGCAGUGCUUCCAGCAGGUGCCUCACGACCACUGCGAGGAGCACAUGGACCCGCUGAGCGUGUACUGCGAGCAGGACCGGCAGGUCAUCUGCGGCGUGUGCGCCUCCCUCGGCAAGCACAAGGGUCACAACAUCAUCACGGCCACCGAGGCCCACCAGCGCAUGAAGAAACAACUUCCCCAGCAGCAAGUCCAACUGCAGGAGGCGCAAGUGCGCAAGGAGAAAACCAUCGCACUGCUGAACAGACAGAUAGCCGAGGUGGAGGACACGGUGGCGCGGUUCAAGCAGCAGGGGGCGGAGCAGCUGGGGGUGAUGCGGGCCUACCUGGGGGCGCUGGAGACCUCGCUGGGCAAGGAGGCGGAGCGGGUGCAGAAGCAGGCCACGGCCGUGCUGCAAGACGAGCGCAAGACCAUGGGCCACUACCUAGAGCAGCUCAAGCAGAUGGAGGCCGUGCUGGGUGAGGUGCAGGAGGAGAGCCAGACCGAGUUCUUGAGGAAAUACUCCCAUUGCCCCCCCCAUCUGCUCCCCCGCAGUCCUGCCCCCCCUCCAGCCCACGGGGCAGGGGACAUGGGACCAGAACAGCCCUCCUGGGUGGCCGAGUCCAGUCUCUGCUCUUGCAGGAGGCUGCAGAAGAUCCUGGGAGAGUCCCCACCCGUCGCCCGCAUGGACAUUCAGCUGCCGAUCAUCACGGAUGACUUCAAGUUCCAGGUGUGGAGGAAGAUGCUCCACGCACUGAUGCCAGGAAGCUGCCCGCAGAUCUCAAAGCGCCAGACUGUACCAAAUGCCAUGGUGGCUCCUUCGGAGACUGCAGGGCCCAGCUCCAAAUUCACUGAGACGGGCAGUGGCCAGGGUUCCCUGUAA